This is a messenger RNA of Agelaius phoeniceus (red-winged blackbird), 1690 nucleotides long. It is a transcript of the gene GOLT1B, whose product is annotated as golgi transport 1B. The record is from RefSeq and is a predicted model, not a curated record. Gene Ontology annotation, cellular component: membrane; endoplasmic reticulum. Gene Ontology annotation, biological process: retrograde transport, endosome to Golgi; endoplasmic reticulum to Golgi vesicle-mediated transport. Lineage: Eukaryota; Metazoa; Chordata; Aves; Passeriformes; Icteridae.
GCUCCCGCCCGUGCCGCUCCCGAAGCCGCCGUCACCAUGAUCUCCCUGUCCGACACGCAGAAGAUUGGAAUGGGACUAACAGGCUUUGGAGUGUUUUUUCUCUUCUUUGGAAUGAUACUCUUCUUCGACAAAGCUCUUUUGGCUAUUGGAAAUGUUUUAUUUGUGGCUGGCUUGUCUUUUGUUAUCGGUUUAGAAAGAACAUUCAGAUUUUUCUUUCAAAAACACAAAAUGAAAGCAACGGGCUUCUUCCUGGGUGGUGUACUCAUAGUUCUCAUUGGCUGGCCUUUAAUAGGAAUGAUCCUGGAAAUUUAUGGGUUCUUCCUAUUGUUCAGGGGGUUCUUUCCUGUGGUGGUUGGCUUUAUUAGAAGAGUUCCAGUUCUUGGAUAUCUCUUGAAUUUACCUGGUAUAAGCUCGCCUACGUAGGCUCAGAAGAGAAUCCACAGUAAUGCUUGUAGAUAAAGUUGGAGAAAGCAACAACAUGGUAUAAUGACGAGAGGGUGGAAGACUGAUCUAAACUUUUACUGUAUUAUUUAUAAAAUCCCUUUGAAGAAUACUCAGCACAAAGAUUAAGUUGUGUACAAAGGAAAAAGCUUGUUACAUUCUUUACAUAACAGUUUAAUUUAAAAUGUAUAGUCAACAAUAUACAUUAGAAAAGAAGCUCAGCAAGUGUGCUUCUAGGAAAGUAACUCCAGAGUUCGGGAAGUCAACUGAAGAGGGGAAAGUCAUGGAAUAACCCCUGUUACAACUGUUCAAGACUAUUUCUGUUGGUUUUGGAAAACAUGCUAGAGGCAAUGAACCCUUGUUGAAUUAACGGUGCCUGUUCUUUACCUCCUUAUUUUGAAGGUGCAGUAGAGCAAACAGGCCUACAUUUUUAAGGGUGACCCAAACUUACCCAACCCUCUGCUUGCUAUCCUCAGAGUGCAAAAAAUCAAACAGGAAACUUCUUGUGUAACAAGAGAUGCAUCUUUGCAUGAAGGUUAAGAUGACUAUUCAUCUAUAAUGUAUUAUGACAAUAAAAAAGAAACCCUACACAGUUCUGUUGUAAACAUUUUUGUAAAUAUGUGGCUGAAAUACAGCAUUGUUAUCUUAAUGUUUCAAAGCCAAAUGUUAGUUGAUUGUAUUUGCCUUCCGUUUCGGAAUAUGCAAAAGGUCAAUCUUUAAUAACUUUGGUCUUAAAUGUUGGUUCUGAACAUGCAGAGCUCAGUGGAGAACUCUGGAAGCUGACUUGCAGGCCUUCCAGUUUGUUCUCCUUGAGCCAUGUUCCCUGUGCAUCCUGAUGAGAAUGUAGCCCCUUGUCACUAACGUGCAAACUCUGUGAAACAUGCUUAGUUCACAAAAAACUGCAUUAGGCUGAGGUGCUGAUGUGAACCCUGUGAAAUGUUACUUACCAGAAUUUGGAGCUUUGUUUUUAACCAGUUUGAAACUAAGCUUUCUUUGUUUACUCUGGAACUACGAAUUGACUUUUAUUUUUUACGGUAAUAAAAUGGAAACUUAAAGCUCUGUGUACGUGAGUCUGUGGGGAGAAAACUGCUGAGUGACUGGGGCUGACUACAGAUCAAGUGCCAAUCUCCAUGUGUUUGUAAUGUGUUACUGGUUAGCUGGUUAUCUUCAGACAGCUCCUGGUUACAGCAGCAGCUUUGUUGUUACUGAGGAUUCUUGGCUAACCUGGAAUAAAUGUCCCCUCCUAAUA